Talaromyces atroroseus is the source of this 777-nucleotide messenger RNA. RefSeq lists its product as hypothetical. The transcript has a single exon. The record is from RefSeq and is a predicted model, not a curated record. Lineage: Eukaryota; Fungi; Ascomycota; Eurotiomycetes; Eurotiales; Trichocomaceae. The coding region runs from base 1 to 777 and encodes 258 amino acids.
AUGUCUUCCUACUUCUCAUCCCUCACCUCGUCGACGAGGAUAACCAACAUCGGGAGCCGCCUGAACAGCCUGCGUCGAGCGAUUACCUCAGGCGAAGAAGCAGACGACCCGGACAACGAGGACAGUUCGCACAUCUCCAACGUCCUGAGAGCCUAUUAUACAGAAAAAGGCCGGUCAUAUCCCGAAUGGCUUCCCCCAGAUCCGAAAGCACCCACGCCCCAGCCCCGAUUAGUUGCUACGCAGGCAUCGUUUCAGCAAGGGAAUAAUGGCGGAUAUGGCCAGCCGAUGACCAUACAAGCGUCCAGCCGAGGCGGUGGACUGGGUGAUCUCUGGGGGGAAACGGGUCCCUCGCAGCCGCCGGCGUCACAAACUUCCAGUCUGCGAAGUCGCAGCGGCGGUGCUCGGACGCCAGUCGCAGCCAUGAAUAAUUCGUUGCGUCCAACGCAGUCACAGACCCCGCCGCCUCAAUCGGUCUCUAGGCGGCCACUUCCUAGCCAGCGUGCGGGGUCGUCUCAGUCCAAUCUAAGCACGCAGUCGGGUCCGGGGGUAUUGGAAAGGGCUCCUUCAGGCGGUUCCGCGCAGGAGAGAUUACGCGCUCGGCUCCAGGGCGGCAGCAGUAGCUCCAGUGCUUCUCCUUCGCAAACACAAUCUCAGCCACAAAACCACGAUAGUGGAUAUGGACAGAGCUACCAUGGCUCCGGGGGAGGGGGAGGGGGAGGGGGAGGAUAUAAGCGGCCAGGGGGCUUACCUAGUGGUCUGAGACCAGGGCAUCGUUGA